GUUGUCUGCCCUGGUGAUCUGAAAGUGAUACAGUGACAAAGGAAAAUAGAUUGGGGUCUGUGAGGCUCCGACUCACCAGGAAACCCUGGGUUGAAGUCACCUGUUUAACCAGAAAUGACAGUAUUCUUGUCAUGUUUUAUGAUGUCUAGCUUCUCCACGGGGACUGACAAAUGAUAUGUACAGAAGACAGAGGCAUCUGGCCCAGGGUUUGUCCUGGCUGAUGGGGUUAACACCUGUGCUUUAAAAAGGUGAUGAAAGGGGAGUGGCUCAUGGCAUCAGGGCAAGGCUUUUCCAUCCCAGGCAACGGACGGUUUUAGUGGCUGCAGAACAGCUCACUACCCACCACAGAAAUCCUGGACAAGAAUCAGAGCCUAGUCCAAGGCUGAAGUAUUAGAGGAUUCUUAUAUUUAUAGACUCAGAUACAUUGGUAAGACUCAGGGAGAGACAUUGCAUGUUAUUUUGCAACAGGCAAUAGCCUUUCUGAUGUUAGAGAGAGAUUGUGCCCCAUCUCUCACAGGCUUGCUCUUCCUCUCUCCCUCUCCCUCUCCAAGAGCCAAUGUUUGUGUGGAAAAUCAUCCCUAUUUCUUGACUCUGGUCCAAACCAUCAUAUUUCUAACAUAUUAAUAAGUAAGCAGGACCCAUUCAAACUCACUCUCUUGAUAAAAGGGUAAGUCGGUUAUUACACCUGUGAUUACUGGCAGUAACUGCAAAUAAUCUCCCUCUCCCUUCAAAAACCAAACAGAACGCAUCCGAGGCACGGGCAUUGUCUACAUACUGCAUCUGUGUGCACCCAUCCACAACGCUGUUCCUUCUAAAUAAGGGUGUUUGUCUGCCAACAGUUUCGACUUUCGCAGCAGAGCUCUUCUUGACAGACAAGAGAGGGGCCCGCAGAGGGAAAUCAUCAUCUGAUUAAGGCUUUCAGGCAAAUUAAAACUCUCUGGACAGGGUCCUGUUUCCUUCACUUAGACUUCAGCGAACAGAAAGUAGAUUAUCUCUCCAGGCAAUUAUCAACUCCAAAAGUGCUUGUGGUUUCAAGACUUUGGCAGAACUUGUUCAAAACAGCAUUAUCAUAAUACUUGUACAAACUCUAAUUUCAAUGGCUCUUCUGUCCCACAUGAUGCAUGAUGAAAUUUGUGAAAGUCUGUUUUUCCCUAGGGGCACGUCUUUUUUUUUUUUUUUCCACAGAGCCAAUCUGCCUCACUUAAGUCCAAACUAUUAUUAACCAUCCCUUUCACCAGACUACAGAACUUCUUUUUUAUGGUCUAUAUCAUGGCCACAAUGCAUCAAAGGUCUUUUUACCGUUCCUCCAGGACUUCCACCAUAAGGAAAGGAGCCCCUGGACCAACAUCCUCUAAGAUGUUUAUAUGGACCAGCGGCCGGACCUCUUCAUCUUACAGACACGAUGAGAAAAGAAACAUUUACCAAAAAAUCAGGGACCACGACCUCUUGGAUAAAAGGAAAACAGUCACAGCACUGAAAGCAGGAGAGGACCGGGCCAUCCUCCUGGGACUGGCCAUGAUGGUGUGCUCCAUCAUGAUGUACUUUCUGCUGGGCAUCACAAUGCUGCGCUCCUACCUGCAGAGUGUUUGGACUGAAGAAUCUCAAUGCACCUUGCUGAAUGCAUCCAUCACAGAAACAUUUAAUUGCUCCUUCAGCUGCGGUUCAGAAUGCUGGAAAGUCUCUCAAUAUCCCUGCCUCCAGGUGUAUGUUAACCUGACUUCAUCUGGGGAAAAGCUCCUUCUCUACCACAAUGAAGAGACAAUGAAAAUCAAUCAGAAGUGCUCCUAUAUACCUAAAUGUGAGAAAAACUUUGAAGAAUCCAUGUCCCUGGUGAAUGUCGUCAUGGAAAACUUCAGGAAGUACCAACAUUUCUCUUGUUAUUCUGACCCAGAAGGAAACCAGAAAAGCGUCAUCCUAACCAAACUCUACAGUUCCAACGUGCUGUUCCACUCACUCUUUUGGCCUACAUGUAUGAUGGCUGGGGGUGUGGCAAUCGUGGCCCUGGUGAAACUCACACAGUACCUCUCCCUGCUUUGUGAGAGGAUCCAACGGAUUAAUAGAUAAAAGCAAACAUGGAUGAAAUAAUUUUUGUUAAAGCUCAAAUACUGUUUUCUUUCAUCUUCACCAAAGAACCUUAAGUUUGUAAUGUGCAGUCUGUUAUGAUUUCUUUAAUAUAUUCUUCUAUGUAGAGCAAUAACGCAAAAGCUGUUCUAUAUGCAAACAUGAUGUCUUUAUUCAGGAGAAGAAAUAACUGUUUUGUGUUGGUUGGUUGUUCUCAUAAUCUUGUUUCAGUGCUGGACCUAGUAUUUCCUUCUCUUGUUCCACCAAAACAGGCUCAGUUACUCAUUUGCCAAGCUUUGUGGAAGAGUGUAGAUGAUAUUGAUGGGAUAAGGUUGGUAUUCUCAGUUGUAAGAUUUCUUGAAGACAAUAUUUCAUCAUCUCUUGUUUACUAAAGCUAUAGCCAAAAAUCUUUUUCUUUUCUUAUUCUAAAUGGAGCCCCAUAGCAAAUGAGAAUCAAAAUUUCCCAAUUAAAAGGUGUUAAAUAUUUUCCUUGUAUUUUUACCAUAUCGCUGGAAAGAAGAGGGGAAACCUAGCCAGCUACUUUUCUUUCAUUACUUUUUAUUCAUAACUUUAAACUUUUUAACUGAUUUCAAAAAGUAAUGUUUUCAUUAACCAAUUCUAUAAUAUCUUCUUGUGAUUUAAAUAGGAAAUUAACAGAGCCCUUUUCCAUUUAAGACCCUGCUACUGUGUGAAGAAAUGAUAUUUAAAAGGAGUUUCAUAGCCUAAGAGCUGACUGAAUGCUAGUAGGUGCUCCAUUUCAAUCCAAAAAUGUCUGUUGCUGAGAUUCUUGUGUGAAAAACCCCAAUUUCAUUUCAACUGAGUUGUUAGAUUGUAAAGUUAAAAUGUUACUUUCUGAUAAAAAUGGAUGGACUUGUUUCAAUGGGUAAAUCUAUUGUGGCAAAUUAACAUGUUGGAAUAUUGUUCUUUGGGAACUUAUUAUUGAAAUAAUGAAUGUGUAGUCUCUCCUUCUGACCAAGUGUUCGCUUGUGGGAUUUUAAAACUAUGUACACAGUAUAUUUGUCUCCUAUACAUGUUUUAUUUUUCUAUUUACAAUUCUUUUUGUUUUUUGGUUGUUAUAUUUUAUACACAGAAUAUACCUUUUUCCUAACACACAUUUGAAUUGAAUAACAGAUUUAAAGGAAGCCUUUGUUCACAUUGCUAUUUAUAUUGUGUUGGGGGGGCGGGGAAUGAGGGGUUGGUUUUAAAUAAAAACAUUCCAUCUUUUAUUUAAUAUCAACAUCAAAAGGAGAAGACAAACAUCUAUCUUUCUCAUUUAUAUUUAAGUACCUUUUUGUAAUGUAGUAUAUUACAUUAUUAUCUUUCUCAUCUAUAUUUAAGUACCUUUUGUAAUAUAGUUUUUUAGGUAUUGCAAAAUUUUACAAAUCACUUUGUGAAGUGAAUGGUAAAACUAAUAUGAUGAAGUGGAAGUUAUUCUGCAAUAUUGUAAUUUAUAGUUUGACUUUUCAUAAGCAAAUAAAUCCCUAGGGUGUGAUCAGGU
This is a messenger RNA of Oryctolagus cuniculus (rabbit), 3559 nucleotides long. The record is from RefSeq and is a predicted model, not a curated record. Lineage: Eukaryota; Metazoa; Chordata; Mammalia; Lagomorpha; Leporidae.